Molecule: messenger RNA, 486 nt
Organism: Staurois parvus
Lineage: Eukaryota; Metazoa; Chordata; Amphibia; Anura; Ranidae
Source: the annotation of a GenBank genome assembly
GGAAGCCAGUGGAGGGAUUGGCAGAGAGGGGUGGAGGACACUGAAUGGAGGCCAGUGGAGGGAUUGGCAGAGAGGAGUGGAGGACACUGAAUGGAGGCCAGUGGAGGGAUUGGCAGAGAGGAGUGGAGGACACUGAAUGGAGGCCAGUGGAGGGAUUGGCAGAGAGGAGUGGAGGCCAGUGGAGGGAUUGGCAGAGAGGGAUGGAGGCCAGUGGAGGGAUUGGCAGAGUGGGUGGAGGCCAGUGGAGGGAUUGGCAGAGAGGGGUGGCAGAUACAGAAUGGUUAUCAGGGGAGGGGCCACGGGCUGGGGGGGAUACUAAGAGCUCAGUUUUGGAAAGAUUGAGUUUGAGGAAGUGGAGUGACAUCCAUGCCGAUAUGUCACUUAGUAGGAUAGUAAUGCGAGAGGAGACUGAAGGGGUGAGGUGAGGAGGAGACUGAAGGGGUGAGGUGAGGAGGAGACUGAAGGGGUGAGGUGAGGAGGAGACUG